This is a messenger RNA of Beta vulgaris subsp. vulgaris (sugar beet), 2702 nucleotides long. Its product is annotated as ATP-dependent DNA helicase Q-like 3. Bases 306 to 2477 code for a protein of 723 amino acids. The transcript is spliced from 21 exons. The record is from RefSeq and is a predicted model, not a curated record. Gene Ontology annotation, molecular function: ATP binding; nucleic acid binding; four-way junction helicase activity. Gene Ontology annotation, cellular component: cytoplasm; chromosome. Gene Ontology annotation, biological process: double-strand break repair via homologous recombination. NCBI's taxonomy places the organism in Eukaryota, Viridiplantae, Streptophyta, Magnoliopsida, Caryophyllales, Amaranthaceae.
GGGUCUUGGGUUGGGCUACUUCCCAUGUCUUACCCCUAGGCCCUAGCCAAAGAGUAGACUGUGGAGUGUGGACUCGGCUGGUCCAAUUUGGUUAGCCGGAUUUGUGGUCGCAUCAUUCGGUUCAAUUUCACAAUUUCACUUUUUAGUUUCUUCCUCUUCCCGGCAAAACUCUCCCAAUUGCAUUGUUAGAAACUCUCCUGCGAUGCAAGAUUGAAGCCCCUGACUACCAAAUUAUAACGGGUUACUCAGGCUGUCAGUUUGACGAAAGUGGUACCAUUUUCCAGGGUUUAUAAUCCAGUAGUAAAAUGAAGAAAUCACCAUUACCAGUGCAAACUAUUUGUGGGACCUCAAAGAAUAUUUGUGGGAAGGAAGCUCUGGUCAAAAUCUUGAGAUGGCAUUUUGGGCAUUCUGAAUUUCGAGGCAAGCAGCUAGAGGCGAUUGAAGCUGUUUUAUCAGGAAGGGAUUGUUUUUGUCUUAUGCCCACUGGAGGAGGAAAGUCAAUGUGUUAUCAGAUUCCUGCUCUGGCAAAAAAUGGGAUCGUCCUUGUUGUUUGUCCUUUGAUAGCUUUGAUGGAAAACCAAGUGAAGGCCUUGAAGGAGAAGGGCAUUGGAGCUGAAUUUCUCUCCUCAACUCAGACUUCCAGUGUCAAGGAGAAGAUUUACGAGGACCUGAACUCUGGAAAGCCUUCCUUGAAGCUGCUGUAUGUUACUCCAGAGUUGAUAGCAACAUCAGGUUUCAGUGCCAAGCUGUCAAAAAUUCAUGGCAGGGGGCUGUUGCAUCUGAUUGCCAUAGACGAGGCACAUUGCAUUUCAUCGUGGGGUCAUGACUUCAGGCCUAGCUACCGCAAACUGUCUUCUUUGAGAAACAUCCUUCCAGAUGUUCCAAUUUUGGCAUUGACAGCAACUGCUGCACCAAAGGUUCAGAGUGAUGUGAUUGAAUCAUUAUGCUUGCAUAAUCCUUUAAUCUUAAAGUCAUCCUUCAAUCGCCCUAAUAUAUAUUAUGAAGUUCGAUAUAAGGAUCUUCUGGAUGAUACGUAUGCUGAUAUAUGUGGGUUAAUAAAAUCCUGUGGAGAUGUCUGUGGCAUUAUCUACUGCCUUGAAAGAUCAGCUUGUGAUGCUCUGGCUGCCCACUUGUCGACUAAUGACAUAUCAUGCGCUGCUUAUCAUGCAGGGUUGAAUAAUAAAUUACGAAGUUCUGUCUUGGAUGAUUGGGUUUCUUCGAGGAUACAAGUUGUUGUGGCGACAGUUGCCUUUGGGAUGGGAAUAGAUAGAAAGGAUGUUCGAAUCGUCUGUCACUUCAAUAUUCCAAAGUCAAUGGAAGCAUUUUAUCAAGAGUCUGGUAGAGCUGGACGUGAUCAGUUACCAUGUCGAAGUGUCUUAUAUUAUAGCAUUGAUGAUCGCAAGAGAAUGGAAUUUAUUCUGAAGAAGCCUCAAAGCAAGAAAUCGGAGUCUUCAAGCUUGGCAGAUGUAUCGUUGAAGAAGUCAUUGGAUGAUUUUAGACAGAUGGUUGAGUAUUGCGAAGAGUCUGCUUGCCGCAGGAAGAAGAUCCUUCAGUGCUUUGGGGAACAGGCCCCUGCAUCUCUCUGUGGAAAAACAUGUGACUCUUGCAAGCAGCCAAAUUUAGUUUCCAAGUACCUAGGACAGUUAAGCUCCUCAGCUUCUCGACAGAAAAACAUGAUUGCGCGUGUUUUUAUGGACAGUUCCUCAAAUAAUGCUGAUGGAGAACAAUCUAGUGAGUUUUGGAAUCGUAGUGAUGAUGAAUCAUGUGGUUCUGAGGAAGAUAUAUCUGAUUCUGAAGAGGAUACUGAAGGAUUGAAGAGCCUAAGCUGCUCAAGCUUGCCAUCCAGAUCUCGAUUAAAUGAGAAGCUUGAUAUAUUGCAGCGAGCAGAAGAAAAGUAUUAUCAGAACAGAGGCCCUCAGGGACAGACUAGUAGAAAAGACAAGAAUAUAAUAUCUGAUGUGUUAAGAGAAUCAUGCAAGCAAAGACUGUUAAAAGCUAUGCAGGAGACUCAAGAACGGCUUGGCAGGCUAGACAUCGAAUCAGCUGUUACCAUCCUUGAAAAUGAGUGCUAUAAAAAAUGUGGAAAGAGCGGGAAAUCAUUUUAUAUAUCACAGAUGGCUAGUACAGUAAGGUGGCUAUCAACUGCAAGUUUAACUGAUAUAACUAACAGGCUGCAGCCUGACACCCCAAAUAUGGAGAAUUUGAAGCCAAAGGAGGAUACCGUGCCAGAGCCAACUUCCUCAAUGAACUCCGUUAAAGCUAUGAAGGAACUCAUCCAUGAAAAAGCAAGAAUGGAUCUACCUUCAGCUACUCGAACAUCGGAGAGCGGCACGAAAAAAAUAGUGCUACCACCUAUUCCGAGCUUCUCUGACUUUGUGAGGAGCACCAAACCAAAGGGUGGUGAAGUCCAUCAUUCUAACUCUAAAAGGAAUUCUACAAAUGGUUCUGGUACUGCAGACAAGAAGAUGAGGUUGUAGUAGUCUUUAAGCACAUUUUCCUCUCUAUUUGCCUUCUACAUUAUGUUCUUUCUUUUGUGGUCAUUAUUAACUCUUUGCAUUAAAGUAGUAUUACAGUAUUACUCUCUCAGUUAAACUUAUAUCUACUGAACAAAAAAAUUGAGUCCAUAUUAUGUGUUACGUUGAAUUUCCAAUGCGACACUAUUAUAAUUUGGCUAAUUUAUACUUUGAUCUACACUUCUAUUU